This is a messenger RNA of Cladocopium goreaui, 1209 nucleotides long. The record is from the annotation of a GenBank genome assembly. NCBI's taxonomy places the organism in Eukaryota, Dinophyceae, Suessiales, Symbiodiniaceae.
AUGUGCAGCGAUCAGGGUCUGCCGCGGGAGGGGCUUCGCACUGAGCUGAUUUCGAGGUUGCUGAUCCAUCGCCUAACCAGCGCGCCGCGCACGGUGAACGAGUUCUCGCCCCUGUCACCCUCCUUCGCUCCCUUCAGUGGGCCCAACCAAUCCGAGCUACGUGCGGCGUGUCGGGUGUGCAACGUGGCCUGUCAGACAUUGGAUCAAGGCUACGACUUGCUACAGCGCCUACAGGUGAGCCGCAACAGUCAGGGUGCAGAUUCCACUGCAGCCCUGAAGGCACGUAGCGGAUUGGCGGCGGCCAGGAAAGUGACUCUUGAAGGCUUCACCGUGGGGAAGGGCACUGGUGCUGCGCAGUCCACCGAGACGCCCAGGAAGCGCCUGCGAUGCAAGAGCCCCGCAAGUGCGCUCUAUGGCAGGCCCCAAGAGCCGGCGGUCACCCCUCCCAAGCGGCUGCGCUGCAAGAGCCCUGCCUCGGCCAGACCUGAUCUCAAGGAGGGACUCUCUGCAGUCUGUGGUGCUGCGGUGCAGUCGUUGCUGACGCUGCGGCCUGAACAAUUGGAAGCCGAAUGUCAACGCCAGGGAUUGAGCCCGCGCCGGUCGCCACAUGCAAUGGCUUAUCGCCUGGCCACCGCGCGGCUGCAGAACCUGGGCUCGCCCUCCUCGGCGGACUCUGCGGCCCCCACGGAGAUCGUGUCACCGGACCCGAAGUGCUUCGAAACCGCCAACCCCGACGAGUGCCCGCGGAGCCUCUCAGCGCCGCAGCGCUACGCCCAAUCCGCGCCAGUCUCCCCGCAGCACUCCGAAUCCACGUGGAGCAGGGAGAUCUCAAUCGAGGACCCGAAGUGCUUCGAAACCGCCAACCCCGAUGAGUGCCCGCGGAGCCUCUCAGCGCCGCAGCGCUACGCCCAAUCCGCGCCAGUCUCCCCGCAGCACUCCGAAUCCACGUGGAGCAGGGAGAUCUCAAUCGAGGACCCGAAGUGCUUCAAAACUGCGCACGCCGACGAGUGCCCGCGGAGCCUCUCAGCGCCGCAGCGCUACGCCCAAUCCGCGCCAGACACCUCGCAGCCGCACUCCGAAUACCCGUGGAAAGUCACCAGCCAUGUGGCAGCAGUUCAUAUCAGCUGCUUAGUUCGGCUAAAAGAGACGAGCUGCAACGAAGUAGCUGACCAGCUGACGAGACCUACCGGUGACGAAGCAACCAACUGA